Purpureocillium takamizusanense is the source of this 666-nucleotide messenger RNA. RefSeq lists its product as uncharacterized. Gene Ontology annotation, cellular component: mitochondrial inner membrane. NCBI's taxonomy places the organism in Eukaryota, Fungi, Ascomycota, Sordariomycetes, Hypocreales, Ophiocordycipitaceae. Gene Ontology annotation, biological process: mitochondrial respiratory chain complex I assembly. The record is from RefSeq and is a predicted model, not a curated record. Bases 1 to 666 code for a protein of 221 amino acids. The transcript has 2 exons.
AUGCGCAGCUUUGCGCGACAUUGCGGCGGCUUGCGCGGGCUCUGCGCUGCGACAACGCGGUCACGACUGAGCACUUCGCCACGACUGGCAGUUCCGACCGCGACAAGCUUGCCAGGACUGCCAUCACGGCCCCGCCUCUUGCACACGACCAUCUCAUCGCAGCGGUCACGCAAGGAUGCGCCGAAGGAGCCUCCGCCGACGGACCUGAAUGAACUCAACGUCCUGGGCAACACGCCGGCGCCGUCGACGUCGGUGGACGUGUGCACGUAUGACGGAUUCGGGCUGAACAGCGGGGUGACUAUCACAGGCGGUAACGGGGCGCUACUCGUCAACGGCGAAGCCUUUGAGUGGCGGCCAUGGGAGGCCAAGGGAGUCAUGGAGCUUUACAACAAAAAGGGCCAGUUCGAGUUGCCUAAGGAGGCUUUUGGGCUGUUCGAUCUGUUGUGGCCACGGCCAGAUUUGCUGGUCAUUGGCGUGGGCAAGACAAACAUGCCGCUGAGCCCGCAGACGAAGCAACACAUUGCGGAGCUGGGGAUGAGGGUAGAGGUGCUAGACACGAGAAACGCCGCUGCACAGUUCAACUUGCUGGCGACGGAGCGAGGCGUGUCUGAUGUGGCCGCGGCGUUGAUACCUAUUGGAUGGAAAGAGGGCUCAGGCGCUGUAUGA